AUGCGCACUGCAAUAGCUACAAGCCGGGCGGCUGCCCCCUGCCCUUAUGAGGUUCUUCUGGAGGGGAAGCGCUUUGUGUGCACAGAGUGCGGCAAGUGCUGCCAGGGCAGCGGCGAGGUGUGGGCCAACGACAAGGAGUGCGCCGCCAUGGCCAGGCACCUGGGGCUGCAGCAGAGCGACUUCCUGGCCCGCUACACCAAGGCCUACAGCAAGCGGCCCGGCUGGCGCAUGCUCAAGCUGCAGCCCGCCACCGGCGACUGCGUCUUCCUGGCCGGCGGCACCAAGUGCUCCAUCUAUCCUCACAUACCCCUGGUGGCCCGAGCUGAUGGACCCAGGCAAGCAGGCAUGCUGCUGGUGGCCGGCAGGCGCAGCGCCAGCGCCAGUUUGACCGCCGGGUCUGGUGCAGCGGCGUGGGUGGGCGAGGGACGGGCUGUGUGCGAGGGCAUCGAGCACGAGGAGGCGCCGCUGGUGGACGCACAGGACAAGGCGGGCGUGCUGCGGGCAGCCACCGACUACUUUGCAGACCAGCAGGCGGCGGCAGAGGCGGGGCGGCGGGGACGGCGGCGGCAGCCGUGA
Molecule: messenger RNA, 576 nt
Organism: Chlorella variabilis
Lineage: Eukaryota; Viridiplantae; Chlorophyta; Trebouxiophyceae; Chlorellales; Chlorellaceae
Exons: 4
Coding region: 1-576 (191 amino acids)
Source: RefSeq, a predicted model, not a curated record